Messenger RNA from Magallana angulata, 1967 nucleotides. RefSeq lists its product as uncharacterized. The coding region runs from base 170 to 1879 and encodes 569 amino acids. Gene Ontology annotation, biological process: positive regulation of DNA-templated transcription. Gene Ontology annotation, cellular component: nucleoplasm; chromatin. Lineage: Eukaryota; Metazoa; Mollusca; Bivalvia; Ostreida; Ostreidae. The transcript is spliced from 2 exons. The record is from RefSeq and is a predicted model, not a curated record. Gene Ontology annotation, molecular function: ubiquitin-protein transferase activity; zinc ion binding.
CCAGUCAAUGCCAAUUACCUCUUAACCAGUAUAGGCACGUUUCAUAUCACACUUGGUUCGUGUUAGUCAUGUAUUCGCAGUUGAUUUGUGGAUCUGUACAUUAAUAAUUUUAAGCAAUAUCAGAAGACAUGUUUCGAGAGAAUUGAUAACAUUCUCAAUGUGACUGAACAUGGACCCCCUGCGUUGUGCUCAGGUUGCCGUGCAGUGUCGUCGAUGUAUGAUUGCAGUCCCCUCAGAACCUUUAAUGUGCUGUGACAAUUGUCACAUACAUCUGUGUAAAACCUGUAAGGAGGAACAUUUAUGUGAUGAAAUUGGAAAACAUAAAGUGGAAUCUUUAAAAAAAAGAGAAUUUCUUCCUCAAUGUUCAAAACACACCACAAAGUUAAGUGAACUUUAUUGUGAAAGAUGUGACAUUCCUAUUUGCAUUGACUGUGUCAGCUCUGGUGAACAUUUAGGACACAAACAAAUAGACGUUUGGAAAAGUCUAGAAACCAAGAAAGAAUUUCUACAGAAAGAUUUAGAAGAAUUAGAGAAAUCCAUUUUUCCUACAUACCAAGAAAUUGUAAAUAACAUCUCAGAUCAGAAAGUUGAUCUUGAUCAAAACUCUCAAAAGUUGACAACAGCAAUUGACAGGCAUGGGGAAGAUAUGCACAGAGAAGUAAACCUAAUUAUCAAGACUAUGAAAUCUAAACUUGAUGUUAUGAACUCAGAACUCCUUGUUGCUCUCAAUCAACAGGACGAUGAAAUCUCACGCACCGUAGCUGAACUACAAAAAAGUAUUGCUUAUCUAAAUAAAUUACUGAACUCCAAUGAUGUCAGUAAGGUCUUUGCCUACAGAUCCAGGAUUGCAAAAUUUCGAAACGUACCUCCUAAACCUAUUGUUUCCUUUUCAAGUUUUACCCCUUACAAAAUCAACAACGAGCAGAUUCAUCAACAUUUUGGUUAUUUGUCAGCGUCAUCAAUAACGACAGAGGUACAUGACUACUCACCGAUUCCUCCAUCUCCUAAGGACAAACCACUUACUGAUGUACCAAAGAUCAUCACAAUUAUAAACACCAAGUUUGGAGACUCUAAUUUAUUAGGGAAUGUGUCUUGUCUGAGUGAUGAAGAAAUAUGGGUGAGUGGUCAGGGCAAAAUUAUGAGACUCUACAAUCUCAAAGGAAAAAUGUUGAAGGAAAUUGAAACAAAAUCAAGACAUACACCAAAUGAUAUAGCUGUCUCAAAGGAUGGGUAUUUAUUUUACGUCGACUACAAUGAUCGUACAGUGAACAAAGUUUAUACCGACCACAAUGAUAGAGCAGUGAACGUUUUUAAAAAGAAUGCAAAGAUACAAGAGGUUGUCAGACUGCCAAGCUCGAGACCUUACAAUGUAUGUAGUACUUCCUCGGGUGACCUUCUGGUUGUCAUGAUCAUUGAUGACAAGAAACAAACAAAAGUUGUGCGUUAUUCUUGUUCUGGUUCUGAGAUACAAAAACCUAUUCAAUUUGAUGACAAAGGAGAGUCCCUUUAUUCAUCUGGUUUUUACAGCAAAUCAAUCAGUGAAAAUAGGAACAAAGACAUAUGUGUAGCUGACUCGUACGCCAAUGCAGUAGUGGUAGUUAGUGAGGCCGGAAAAUUCCGGUAUAACUACACUGGCCCCCCUUCUACUCCUAAAGGAUCAUUUGCACCAAUCGGUAUCAUUACAGACAGCCAGAGUCGGAUCUUGACAUCAGACAAUAAUAACUUCUGCAUCCACAUCAUAGAUCAGGACGGACAGUUCCUCUGCUACAUUGACAACUGUAAUUUAGGCCGUCCAUGUGGUUUAUGUGUGGACACUAUUGAUAACCUCUUUGUCGUCGAGUACACAGGUGACGUAAAGAAAAUCCAAUAUUGCAGAUAAACAAACGGUCUUCAAAAAAUGUGAUCGUGAAAAAAGAAUAUUUAAUGAAUGUAAACGUGAAUCUGUUCAUUCAUCAGUUUUAUAUCAA